GGUGUUCAUCCACGUCUGAUCACUGAAGGUUUCGAGAUUGCAAACACAAACACGUUGGAAUUGCUAGACACGUUCAAAGUGACACCAGCCAUAGACCGUGCUCUUCUUAUUGAUGUGGCAAGAACCUCACUGAAAACUAAACUCAGUGAACGUUUGGCCGAGCAUAUAACCGAAUGUGUUGUGGAUGCUGUUUUGGCGAUACGUAGAGAUAACGAAACGGCACCGGAUCUGCAUAUGAUCGAAAUACAGGAGAUGCAACACGAGAGUGAUAUGGAUACGAGCCUGAUCCGCGGUCUAGUACUCGAUCACGGCGCACGUCACCCGGAUAUGCCGAAGAGCGUGCAGAAUGCCUAUAUCCUGACGUGUAAUGUAUCGUUGGAAUACGAGAAAACAGAAGUGAACUCGGGAUUAUUCUAUAAGACUGCUGCGGAACGUGAGAAGUUGUUGGGUGCUGAGCGCGAGUUUAUUAUGCGUCGAGUGCAGAAGAUUGUCGAUCUGAAGAAGAAGGUGUGUGAUGAAGUGUCGGCUGGAAAGGGGGAUGGCAAAAAAUGCGGAUUCGUCGUUAUCAAUCAAAAGGGAAUAGACCCUCCAUCGUUGGAUUUAUUGGCUCAGCAUGGCAUAUUGGCAUUAAGACGUGCAAAA
Molecule: messenger RNA, 642 nt
Organism: Anisakis simplex (herring worm)
Lineage: Eukaryota; Metazoa; Nematoda; Chromadorea; Rhabditida; Anisakidae
Source: the annotation of a GenBank genome assembly